UAUUUGUCAAAUAAAAACGAAAAUGUUACAGUGUCAAAAUCUAAAAAAAAUUGUAUCUAAACAAGGCCUAAGCAGUAGGAAACACAGAUUUCAAGCUGCAAAGGUGCCUUCAAAGACGAGACGAGAUGGCAAGACGAAGAAACAGGCCGCACUUAUUCGCAGUCGGCUGCUGCUGUUUGAACAGUGCUGCGUGAGGAAGACGAAGUCAAUCAACAAGCGACGGACCUGAGGCCCAGCGAGGUUGCUCCACAGCGACGGAGGAUGGCGGCGGAGAAGGGGAGCGUAGCAAGAUGGGGAUGAAUUGAUGAAUUCUUCAGGUUUUCUGAUGAACUUCCACGGCCGCACUCGGUGAACGAUUUGUACAUUUUACAGCCGAAAAAAACAUAAUAAACUCCCGUAAACCCCGCGGUCCUGUGCCGUGCGACGCGGGCGCGCGCCCGGGUCCAACCACGCCACGACGCCGAUGCCGCCGCCACCGGCGCGGCCGCAGGGGGUCACCUCCCUUCCCCACCAAUGCUCCGUACUCCUGCGGCGCCUCGCCGCGAGCCGCUCCCUGACUUCCUCCUCCUUCCUCCGCGCGCUCCGCUGCCUCCACGCGCGCCUCCUCACCUCCGCGCUCCUCCACGCGCCGCCGCACCCGCACCUCACGCUCCGCCUCAUCCACCUCUACACCCUCUCCGGCGACCUCCCCGCCGCCGCCACACUCUUCCGCGCCGACCCGUGCCCCGUCGCCGCCACGUCCCUCGUCGCCGCGUACGCCGCCGCGGGCCGCCUCCCCGCCGCCGUCUCCUUCUUCGACGCCGUCCCGCAGGCGCGCCGCGACACCGUCCUCCACAACGCCGUGAUCUCCGCGUACGCCCGCGCGUCCCACGCCGCGCCCGCGGUCGCCGUGUUCCGCUCCCUGCUCGCCUCCGGCUCCCUUCGGCCCGACGACUAUUCGUUCACCGCGCUACUGAGCGCCGCGGGCCACCUGCCCAACAUCUCUGUCCGGCACUGUGCGCAGCUGCAAUGCUCGGUGCUCAAGUCCGGCGCCGGGGGUGUCUUGUCGGUGUCCAACGCGCUCGUUGCGCUGUACAUGAAGUGCGAAGCGCUCGAGGCGACACGAGACGCACGGAAAGUGCUCGACGAAAUGCCGGAUAAGGACGCCCUUACGUGGACUACUAUGGUCGUUGGGUAUGUUAGGAGAGGCGACGUUGGUGCUGCUAGAUCAGUUUUCGAGGAGGUUGAUGUGAAGUUUGAUGUUGUGUGGAAUGCCAUGAUCUCAGGGUAUGUUCAUUCAGGAAUGGUCGUGGAGGCGUUUGAGUUGUUUAGAAGGAUGGUAUUGGAAAGGGUGCCUCUUGACGAGUUCACAUUUACGAGUGUUCUGAGUGCUUGUGCAAAUGCUGGUUUCUUUGCGCAUGGGAAAUCCGUCCAUGGUCAGAUCACUCGGCUGCAGCCAAAUUUUGUACCUGAGGCAGCUCUGCCUGUUAACAAUGCCUUGGUGACCUUGUACUCAAAGUGUGGGAAUAUUGCUGUUGCGAGAAGGAUAUUUGAUAAUAUGAAAUCGAAGGAUGUCGUUUCUUGGAACACCAUUUUAUCGGGGUAUGUUGAGAGCAGCUGUUUGGACAAGGCAGUUGAAGUAUUUGAGGAGAUGCCAUAUAAAAAUGAGUUGUCAUGGAUGGUGAUGGUAUCAGGAUAUGUUCAUGGAGGGUUUUCUGAAGAUGCACUUAAACUGUUUAACAGGAUGAGGGCUGAGGAUGUCAAGCCAUGUGACUACACCUAUGCUGGCGCUAUAUCUGCAUGUGGUGAACUUGGGUCACUGAAGCAUGGAAAGCAACUCCAUGGGCAUCUUGUGCAGCUUGGUUUUGAGGGGAGCAAUUCUGCAGGAAAUGCACUCAUUACCAUGUAUGCUAGAUGUGGUGCUGUGAAAGAAGCUCAUCUUAUGUUCCUUGUGAUGCCCAAUAUUGACUCUGUUUCGUGGAAUGCUAUGAUUUCAGCCCUUGGGCAGCAUGGACAUGGAAGAGAGGCACUAGAACUCUUUGAUCGCAUGGUUGCUGAAGGCAUAUAUCCCGAUAGGAUCUCUUUCCUCACAGUAUUGACAGCUUGCAAUCACUCUGGCCUAGUGGAUGAAGGCUUUCAAUAUUUCGAGUCCAUGAAGAGGGACUUUGGCAUUAUACCUGGAGAAGAUCACUAUACGCGACUGAUUGAUUUGCUCGGUCGGGCUGGACGGAUUGGAGAAGCUAGAGACUUGAUCAAGACGAUGCCUUUUGAGCCUACCCCAUCCAUUUGGGAGGCAAUUCUUUCCGGUUGCCGGACUAGUGGAGAUAUGGAACUUGGUGCUCAUGCUGCAGACCAGCUCUUUAAAAUGACACCGCAGCAUGAUGGUACAUAUAUCCUUUUGUCUAACACUUACUCGGCUGCAGGACGUUGGGUAGAUGCUGCCAGAGUAAGGAAGCUAAUGCGUGAUCGAGGGGUUAAGAAGGAACCUGGGUGCAGCUGGAUAGAAGCUGGAAACAAAGUUCAUGUGUUUGUCGUUGGUGAUACAAAACAUCCAGAAGCACACAAAGUUUACAAAUUCCUUGAAAUGGUUGGCGCCAGGAUGAGAAAGCUCGGAUAUGUUCCUGAUACAAAGGUUGUAUUGCAUGACAUGGAGCCUCAUCAGAAGGAACAUAUAUUAUUUGCACAUAGUGAGAGACUGGCGGUUGGUUUUGGACUCCUAAAGUUGCCUCCUGGAGCUACGGUUACAGUUCUUAAGAACUUGAGAAUAUGUGAUGAUUGUCAUGCUGUGAUGAUGUUCAUGUCAAAAGCAGUUGGAAGGGAGAUUGUUGUUAGGGAUGUUAGGCGGUUUCACCAUUUCAAGGAUGGGGAAUGUUCAUGUGGUAACUAUUGGUGAAUACUUUUGUCAUCAUAGCAUUGCAUCUGCUAGCAUAUGUCCUCCAGGUCCCUGCCUGAACUUUAUUUUUGAGCCAGCUUGGGUUUCAACUAAACAACAAGGAGACUUGAAUUGGAAUUCAGGGAGUGGACCAGCUUCAAUCAGAGAGACUUGGGUUUGUAUGGUGGCUCAGUUAACUCAGGUCUUAUUGUCAAUCAUUUAGUCAGUGUUUCGUCCAUGGCUUAAGAUUGGCGGUGCUACAUGCUACCCUGGGUGCUGGGGUUGACGCUCUGCCAAUGUUCAUUUGCCAAAAAAAAACUUCCAAAUCCAUAAUGUCAUUGGAAUGAUCUACUGAAUCUGAAAUUCUGAAUGCCACAAUGAUGAAACAUGGAAUUACAUCGUCAGCACAGAUAGAUGACAGCAAAUACAAGAGGGACAGGGACCAAAUCACAUCAACUCUCUAUGAGACUAUGAAUGAGGUUUUUCAGUAGUUGCCUAACGUUGGAUUAGUUGGAAACCCCGCAUUGGACUCAUCUUCAAGUAUCAAUGCCAUCUCCUUGGCAGUUUCUUCUCCAACAGUUUGGCAAAAGCAUUUGGCAUCCUUGGAUUUUUGCCAAAAUCACAAAAAAUGUUCUCCAACAAGUUGGCAAAAGGACUUGGCAAAUUGGGGAACUUGGCAUCUCCGGCCCUUCCAACAGCGAGGAGACCGACGUGGCGGGUAGUAGAGUUCAGCGCCGAUGCCCUUCUUCGUCGCGCGGAGGACCGACGUCGCGAGGACCGGCGUCGCCAGCUGGAGGACCGACGUCGAGAGUCAUUGCAAUGGAAGGGGAUGGAUUUUGGACUGACAUUCUUCGCAACAGAGUUUCCAACAAAAUUGAUGGUGAGCUUGCUGGUCUCGACGACCUCGAGAUUCCGAGGAUGCAAGAGACGCAGUAUGGCGUGAAAGAUUGCAUGGUCCUGUUUUCAGGCGACAGACAGAGAAGCAGCAGCUGCUGGUAACAAACAGGUGCAGAUGCCUGAUCAUGAUGCAAACAGGCGACGACAGAGAGGAAGAACGGGCGGCGGCGGAAGAGAUCGGCGCACGGCAGAGGAAGAGUCGGAGGUGAAGGGGCGCCCGCGCGAUCGAUCUCCGUCGCGUGCGCUUGAAGGGCGUCGCCCAGCCGAGGACCCACAACAAGUUAAGAUAUGUGGGCCACGAAUUUUAAAUUUGCCAAACCAAGUAGCAAACUGUUGGAUCAUGUCUAUUUUUUCGCUUGGCAAAUGGUUUUUAGACUUGACAAAAGUAUAGAUUUGCCUAGUGAUGUUUUGCAAACUGUUGGAGUUGCCCUUAUGGGCAAAUUAAUUUCCGGACAGAGAUGGCCAACAUGCUGGAAUUGCCCAACGAGGCAGUUUCAAAACCGUGCUCCCUUUCAUAGUUACUUUAUUGAAAUUCCAAAGAUAAUUGCCCA
This is a messenger RNA of Sorghum bicolor (sorghum), 4299 nucleotides long. RefSeq names its product pentatricopeptide repeat-containing protein At1g25360. Bases 464 to 2872 code for a protein of 802 amino acids. Gene Ontology annotation, biological process: RNA modification. The record is from RefSeq and is a predicted model, not a curated record. NCBI's taxonomy places the organism in Eukaryota, Viridiplantae, Streptophyta, Magnoliopsida, Poales, Poaceae. Gene Ontology annotation, molecular function: zinc ion binding; RNA binding; protein binding. The transcript is spliced from 3 exons.